AAUUAAUAGCUUCAGUCGACCCCUGGCCGUCGUCGUGGUUGCGCGGUUUUUUUGUGUGCUGCUUCGCAGAGUAACAGAAGAGAGAGAUACCCCUAGUGCUGGUUGCGGAGGAUUUUCGAUCCCCGACCCCGUCGUCUUCAACCGUCGUCGUUCGUUCAGGUUGUUUUGUUCUCUGGUGUCCCGAAACGGUCGUGCCGUGUGCCUGUGCUGUGCGUGAUUCGAUUCCGAUUCGAAUCUUCCUCCGAUGGUGUGUCCUGUUCGGGGGUGUCCGUCCGCGUGAAAACAAAACAAAGUGUGCUUGAAGAUUAAUCUCCUCCCGGGGUAUUCUAACUGGGUGUCGUAGAAGUCCCUAACGAACAGCAGCGAAGAUUCGUUGCCUGCCGUAUUGCACACGGUUGAACCUGGCAAUCCAAGAGCAACCGUAGCUAUCGUGUGAACAUACCGUGUGCAGAUUGCACCGAAGAGCGAAGGAACGGAAGGCACAGCGUGCCAGGCCUGCCACUGUGCCGAAGGAUACUUUUCUGCGUUUUUCGUUGGUUUGCGAGGGAGUGACACCAGUGCGGUGAAGCAGCGAGUUGAUCAGAAGCCGUUAGAUACGGUUUCGCAACUUUAAUCAUGCAAAGUGUUAAUCCAUUAAAGUAGCGAAGAGCGAGGCAUGCAAAGUGUGUUAGGGCCUAGCGUGAAUGCCUACAAAAGAAUCAAACUGGAUUGAAUGAGGUUGAACGGCUGCAAAAUUUGAAUUCCAUGUGUUGGUCAUAGAUAUGGCGAUUGAUCGAUGUGCGUACUGCGGUACUGAAGUAGAAUCUAUGUCGUGUAGGCUGAAGGCUGUACUGCCAGCCAUUGCGAUUUGAAGUGACCAAAAACAAAGUAAUAGCGAAGAAUUGACCAGCGAAGUGACAUCGCGUCAUCUAACUUAGCAAAAGAAACCCAGUGCACGCAAGCCGUGCACCUCUCACUAGUGUUAUCAGUCGGUGUAUUCUACGUGUUAAACAACAGAGUGUGAAUUGUUACAACAGAAAAAAACAAGUGCACUAGCGAAGAUGAUGGAUGCAUCGGCAGUGGAGGCCCGCGGUUGGUACGACAACCAGCGGCUAGCGGCGGAGAGUUCGCUCGGACCGUCGGCAGCGUCGGUAGCGGCGGCUGCGGCGGCCUCGCUCGGUCAGCAGUCCGGUGCCGGUGCCGGCGUUGAUACGUCCGACAUGAAUGCAUUCUAUCGAUUCGAGAACGGUGCAGCGGCGGCCGCAGCGCACCGACGGUACUACCCAACGGGCUACGGAACGCACGCCUCCCGGAUGUCCCCGCACUUGACGCCCCAGGUGUGCAGGCCGCACUUUCCCAGCCCGCUGUCCUGGUUCAACGAGUCCACGAAACCGUUCGCGGCCAGCGGCAGCUGGAGCAGUCCCUUCAGUUGUCCCCAGGACCCGCAAGAAACCAAACAGAGUCAGCUGCAAAGCAGUCAAUCGGCCGCCGGUCAGCACCUGUUCUCGUUCCCGCCAACCCCGCCAAAGGACUCCACGCCGGACUCGGUGCAGACCACCCCGACGGAGUACCAGACCACCCUGAACAGCUUUAUGCACCACAGCCAGACGUCGGCGUCCAGCGGGCUGAACGCGACCGGAUCCGGCUCUAACAACAACAACUCCAGCCUAUCGUCCCAGGCGGACAACUGCGGCAUCGACGUGAAACCCUGCCUAACCGGAGGAUCGCUCAGCGAUCGGACCGGAGUGUCCGAGGUGGAACAGAACCAGCCAAAACAUCGGGAAGGUACGAACGGCAAUAGCAAUAACAACAAUAACAACAACAGCAGUUCCGGGUCCAGUGCCAAUAGUCAUGGGGGAAGUAGCGGAAGCAGUAGUAGUGCCACCAGUGGGGCGUACCACAACUCUGCCAACUCGUUCGGCAUGUUCGACCAGACGCACGGCAGCGGCGGGUAUGACCACACCGGGGGCUACGGGUUCCACCAGAGUGGCGGCCACGGGAUCGGAGGAGGUGGCGGUGGUGGAGGCGGCGGCGGGGGUCUCGGUAGCAAUGGGGGAUCGUACCAGCAGAGCUCCCGGCCGCCGCUCAUGAACAGCUCCCACAUCAAGGCGCAACGGGCCAAAGCGAAAUCCAGUGCCGAAGGCCGAGAGUGCGUCAACUGCGGUGCCACCUCGACGCCCCUAUGGCGACGGGACGCCACCGGUCACUACCUGUGCAAUGCCUGCGGGCUGUACUACAAGAUGAACGGCCAGAACCGGCCGUUGAUCAAACCGAAGCGGAAACCAGUUACCUCCCAGCAGAGUGCUGCCCGGCGGGCGGGAACAUCUUGCGCCAACUGCAAAACGACAACCACUUCGCUGUGGAGGAGGAACCAAAGCGGAGAACCAGUUUGCAAUGCCUGUGGAUUGUACUACAAGUUGCAUAAUGUGGAUCGACCGCUCACAAUGAAAAAGGAAGGCAUCCAAACCAGGAAUCGCAAACUGACGGCCAAAUCGAAAAAGCGGAAAUCGACGCCCGGCUACAGCUUCUCCUUCGGUGAUCUCAUGAACCCUCUGGACCACAACAAGUCCUUCCCGGGGGCGUUCCCAACGUCGAUGGGACAACACGCCCACCUUUCCGGAGGUCUGCAUCCGGCCCAUUCGCACAUGCACAGCGGAUGGUACACUACGGGGCUGGGAUCGCUCGGGUCGUCCAGCAGUUUGCAGAACGGGUUCAGCAGUGGGGCCCCACUGGGAACGGGAGCCGUGGCGCAUCCACAGUCGGCGUACCACCUGGGGCUGAAUUCGAUGAGCUGGCGAUCGGAAUACACGUGACUAAUGGGACAGUAAAUCCGGACUGAAAUCGCAACCGUACCAUCCCCACCAGCGCUACUCGAGGAAGGCACUUCUGUGUGACCUAAACCGUUGUCGGCUAUGGAGAGAAAAAAAAAAAAGCAAACCAAUCACGGGUUCUCAAACACACGUACACACCAUCACACUCACCACACUACACAGUCGUCUUCAUCUGGGUUCGAGCGCCCGGGCUCGUCCUUACGCAGCCGUAUCAGUUUGAUAUUAGUACAAUUUUAGAUUUGUAACGAAAUCCUUAAAACUCGCUAUCGGUGCACUCCUUCCACCACUUCCCCGUCCGCAUCCCGGUUAUCUUCCUCGAAACUUCCGCACAUCCCUCUCCUCCAACGAUAAUUAGCUGCUGAUUUAUCGCCAUCAGUUCGUCACUUUUUCGGGGCUUCCUUCUCGAGUAUUCAAUCGCUUACGUAAACGUGUUCAACGUUUUGCUCCAUCAAUUUUGGGGCCAGGAAAUGAGUGCGACAGAUUGCAAAUCUUCAAACGCAUAAACUCUCACGCGGCUUUGGUGUAGCGCAGAGGUUCUCACACCACUUUUCGACGCGGAUCACUUCUUCUGUUGUCAAUCGAUUUUCAGUUACACUGAAAGAAAAUGUUAUUUGAUUCUCAUAAGCCACAUCUGUUCAACUCGCUUAAUGUGAAAUCGGAUUCGAAUGAAAUGAUUAAAUAUUACCGAUAUUUUUUAAUUUAAAAGAUGUUGGGAAGUAAAAAACAAUAUCUUUCAAGUAGGUAUUUAUUUUCAGUGUAUGAACUGGCAUAAUCAAUAACUGCUACUUGAAGUUUCCGACAAAUCAAAAGAUGACACUUGUGAAAUAAUUGGGAUAGGCCAUUGAAAAGUACACUGAAAAUUGUUAUUCAACUUUUUGUUGUGCCAACAUUUUUUAAUUUUAUUUUUUUGGAAAAACUUUGGUUUCCAAUUCUGAAAAUGAUUGUUAACCACUGAUCAACUUCAAAAACUAAUCACAGCUCGAGUGAAACAUAUCCAGCGCCACGGCUCCGGCUGAUGGAAAGCCGUUUAUCUGUUCGUUAGCAUCGACCGCGAAAAUAAAGUCCAAAUCUGUCAAAACAGGAGCAGAAACUGGCACUUAUCAGCCCGUUCGGAUCGCACCCACAUAAAGCUUUGGGCGCGAUUUUGAUGGAAGAGUUAUGACCUACCCUCGCACCUUGUUUCCCAUCCGCUGCACCCUCUCUUCCACCAAGACAUACUUCCCGGUUUCAUCAAACUCAUCACCACACCACUUUCAAAACCACAAAAAAAUCUACAAGAAAUACUAAAGGAGUAGUGUUUGUAACAUAUAGAUAAACCACCAGCAACCCACCGAUGGAAAAAAGAAAACUACAAACGCGAACGUGGUCUGGGCCACGGCUCGCUGGGUUCGCUGUCAAAAAGUGCAAAGAUUUAGAUAGUUUAGAUUCAUCUUAGGUUCAUUGUCGCCCGUGUUCGGCGCGGGCGAAAGGAGUUUUUAUUUUAUUAUAUUUUAUUUUAUUGUCUAAUAUUAUGAACUGUAUUAAUAUUAUUGCCUAAAUAUUAUUAUUAUCAUUUGUUGUAGCUCGAAAUUGCGUUAGUUAGCACAAAUUGAGGCAGAGAGAAAGAGAGAGAAAAAAUAUGCAACUGAAGAAAAACCACCAGGAGGUUUAAUCGCAAAGUAGUCACAGACUGUUGCAUGAAAAAAAAUGAAAAACGUGUAAAAUAAUUGAAUAGAUAUAAGCGCAAACUGAUGCGAUUUAUAAUGAACAAACAAAACAGAAAAUAACAAAAAAAAACUUGAAAAACGAUGUAAUAAAAAGAUCACCUGUACAAAGUGUAAAUUUAAUAUUUGAAUGGACAAAUAGCUACAUAGUACGAUGUAAAUACCAACUAAAUAAAGAAACUAUAUGAAUGGAUAGAAACCCUUAAUGUAUAGACUCAGCGCUCAAUAUGGAACACAAAAUAUCGGAUUUUAACGGAAAAGCAGACCUACUAAACCCACACCGAAGGAAAAAUUUCAGAAACA
Messenger RNA from Aedes aegypti (yellow fever mosquito), 4816 nucleotides. RefSeq names its product GATA-binding factor C. The coding region runs from base 1041 to 2792 and encodes 583 amino acids. Gene Ontology annotation, molecular function: DNA-binding transcription factor activity, RNA polymerase II-specific; RNA polymerase II cis-regulatory region sequence-specific DNA binding; zinc ion binding. Gene Ontology annotation, biological process: negative regulation of transcription by RNA polymerase II; positive regulation of transcription by RNA polymerase II; cell fate commitment. The record is from RefSeq and is a predicted model, not a curated record. The transcript has 7 exons. NCBI's taxonomy places the organism in Eukaryota, Metazoa, Arthropoda, Insecta, Diptera, Culicidae.